AGGUUUCAACACAUCACUAAACAAAUCACAACACGGUAAUGUCACCCGUCAGCACAGCUGUUUAGUCCCAGACGAAAUACGAUAGAAACAGCGAAGUGAAUGGUGAAAAGACCGCGAAAACAAUACUUUGAUUGUGUCAAAACAUCAGAUAAAAGCGAAGGCAUCAACAGAUAGUCAUAAUUUACCAUGGAUGCACCCAGAUCAAAAUACGAGAGGACACCGGAAGAUGUAGCCUCAAUGUUGACUUAUGCGAAAUUGGAAGCUCCAAAGUUAACGCCGAUCACACAAACCCUUUACUAUCCGGAUAGUGACAUAAACAUGGGUGAUUAUAAACUGCUGGAGCUUAACGAGGAGGUUUUAACACAAAUUCAACAGGGGCAAACACUUUCGUUCAAAGGAGGUUUAUCGGAGAAGAUAGUUUUGUGCACCGACAACCGAACGUAUGACGUUAAGGAAGCUGAAAUAUCUAACAGCCUGCUGCUGAUACCGAAUCUGAAGAUGGCACAGCAAACUUCCACUUCACCGCUAAAAAGCCCGAGGAAUAAUAUGAGCAAUAAAUCGUUGGACAGUAGCGUGGAAGAGGAAGACAUUGGAUCGGGUAACACUAGAGUGUUGGAGCGACGUCCGGUGCUGAAAAUUUUCCAUGAAUACUUUGAGUGUCGUGAGAUUAAACCGAGAUUCCGGAAGAUGAACGAUCUGCUGCAAUUGACGAGAUAUUUCGGACCAGAAAACGAAUACUGCAUCGAUAAGAGCUUGUUAUUUACCUACCAACAGUUGCUCGAUACCAUUCAAUGUAGUCGUGCGGAAUUCGCGAACGGAUUGAAAGAGUACAGGGUCAUCGAAGUGGAUGGACGAAUGAGAAUUUUGGAUUAUGAGUACGAAUAUCGAAUAUUGUCUCUGAUGCUGGCGUUGAUUUCGGAAAACUCGUGGAAACUAGAUGAAAUCGAUCGCGACGAAACGGUUAGCGCAUUGAACGGCAUUGCACCGGAUUGUAUAAUCGAAGGACUAUUUGAUUCGUAUGCAACAAAAGCGUCAGAAAAUCCGGACAAAUAUCAGUACCAAGAGGACAUGGUCUGUCACAUUAUAGCGCAAUACAUCCUUCAACAGGGAUCCAAAUUCCAUGUUGGAGACUUUAUGACGUCGUGGCAGGAAGCCUUACCGGAAGGGAUGAUUGCGAAUGAAAAAUAUCUGCGAGGCAUUGGCAUAAUUGAUAAAGGCUCGAAUCAGCCGUGUGUACGUGCACUGAGCGAAAUAAAUCUGUCGACCAAGUUGAUGGAUCGCUUGAAAGUGUUGUUCAAGGCAAAAGAACGUUGGACAUUAGAGGAAAUUGAACCCUACAUUGAAUACUUUGCAACGCCUCAAUUGUCGGUAUCGACAUUAAUGUCUAAAUAUGCGCGAGCAAUUACAGAUAACGGCAUUCGGUUCUAUGUUGGAAAGCAUGGCUAAAUAAACGGAAAAGAUUUGUAAA
Bradysia coprophila is the source of this 1468-nucleotide messenger RNA. Its product is annotated as sister chromatid cohesion protein DCC1. Gene Ontology annotation, biological process: maintenance of mitotic sister chromatid cohesion; mitotic sister chromatid cohesion. NCBI's taxonomy places the organism in Eukaryota, Metazoa, Arthropoda, Insecta, Diptera, Sciaridae. Gene Ontology annotation, cellular component: chromatin; chromosome, centromeric region; Ctf18 RFC-like complex. The record is from RefSeq and is a predicted model, not a curated record.